Molecule: messenger RNA, 1811 nt
Organism: Oncorhynchus masou masou (cherry salmon)
Lineage: Eukaryota; Metazoa; Chordata; Actinopteri; Salmoniformes; Salmonidae
Product: rho-related GTP-binding protein RhoF-like
Exons: 5
Coding region: 390-626 (78 amino acids)
Biological process (GO): small GTPase-mediated signal transduction
Cellular component (GO): cytosol
Molecular function (GO): GTP binding; protein kinase binding; GTPase activity
Source: RefSeq, a predicted model, not a curated record
GGUAAGUACUCAACCAAGAGGAGCUAUUCACACUACGUUAAGCUAGUUUUCUCACUUAGGGUUUGUUGUCAUUUAUUCUUAUCUCAAGUGUCUGCGGCCAUUAUCCAGAUAACCAAAUCUUCUUCAACAAGAGGAGGCUCUUUGCCACAUUUUCAUCUAGCUUCUCAGAAAGAGGCAUGCCACAGAACGUGUCAGGCAUGAGCAGUGGGCAUACCAGGCGACGAGAGGAGUUGAAGGUUGUGAUAGUAGGUGAUGGUGGAUGUGAGAAAACCUCCCUUCUCAUGGUUUACACUAAAAAAAAGACUUUCCAGAGAAAUAUAUUCCCUCUGUGUUUGAAAAAUGUGUCGCCAAGGUGAGGUACAGAGGGGCUAAAUUUAGCCUGAAUCUCUAUGAUAUUGCAGUGGUACCCCAAGGUGCAUCACUUCUGCCAUGGCGUGCCCAUUAUCCUGGUAGGAUGCAAAACAGAUCUGCGGAAAGACAAGGCGUUGGCAAGGAAACUGUGGUCCUCAGGCCAGAACCCCAUCACAUACAUCCAGGGUGAAGAGACCAAAAGGAAGAUCAAAGCUGAGCUCUACUUGGAGUGUUCAGCCAAAUACAAGGAGAAUGUGGAGGACAUAUUCAGAUAGGCUACCAAACAAGCCCUUGCAGCAACAAGGAAAUCCAGAAAGACAAAGAGGAACGGAUUCUGUGCCCUUCUGUGACCCAAGAGAUAAUGCUAUCCACCACCUUGAGCUCCUGAUACAGACAAUACUCUAGCCCUACUCAGGGAAAACACAGAUGAUGACAGACUACUUCUCCCUACGACUCCUCUUAUAAUAUUGUUGCUGCAUUUUACCCUUCUGCUAACCGACUUCCUUUGUUGUUCCUUCCUGCUAAUUCUUGACACAUUGUCAAAAUGUGUUUCUUUAAUAGAAAUGAACAACGCCCUCAAGUUAUAGAACCACAAAUGGGGACAUUUGGUCUUAGAAAGUUAAGGAGGCAUGAGGAAGAAGUUGAAGGGGAAGUGGACAGAGGAGGGCUGCAGACUGGUCGUCUCUGCCCUGUGGUCCAGCUGGUUCUGCAGCCGGGUGAUAUUGGACAGCUCCUCCAGCUCCUGAAACUGACGGUCAGUUUUGUGACUGACCAGAGAGCGGUAGAAGUGCACAGCGAAGACGAUAAACACCAAUCCAAAUGGCACCAUGAUGGAGGUGGAGGCAAUGGCUGCCGCCUCACCAGAACUGAUGGUGCCAUUAUCAGUUGGGCGCCUGAGGGGCAGGAACUUGACCCAGCACAGCAGAACCACCUCGGUCAGGAAGAGCAGGGUACCAAUAACAGUGGAGAAAGCCCAGGCCAGCUCAAUGUGGCGGUGCAUGCGCUCAUGGGGUGACUCGUUGACCGAGUUCAAGUUGUGAACGUUGCUGACGGCCUCCAGGUUUGGCAGGAUACAGGUGCUGAUCAUCAGGGCGAAGAGGUGCACUGCCACUAGGACAGUGGUGCAGGCGCUGAAGGCUAUCAGCAGCCCUGGGGGAUACACAUGAUCUGGCUCCAGCUGCACCUCCACCAUAGCCACCUGAAAUACAGAGAGGCAUUUUAACACGAAACACUGACCGAGAGAGCAACGACCAGGAUUUGAUUCAGAACAAUUUGAACAGAGACAAUGAUCUAUUUUAUAGCUCAACCACUGCAAGUGACAAUUCCAUGUUUUUCUCUGUUGGGUGCCGGCUGUACAGAAAGAUGUAGCCUAACCCGUGUGGCCAGGUGACAAUUGUACUGGGUCUAACUGUCUGUUGGGUGAGUGACUGUCAGAUUAAAUGUUAUUGGCUUGUAUGGUA